AUGGAUGAUGAAUGCCAAUUCAGGGAGGUCACAGUUAAAUUCGGAGGGGGCGACGAAGUAAGGGUGCGUGAGCUGCAUGUUGGUGCAAAAGCCAAAAGCUCGCCCUCGUCUCUCAAGGACCCAACGUCACUGCUCUACCAUUUCUCUGGAUGCGCUCUGUGCGAGGCUGCAGUCGUCUUGGCCAGGUGGGUCUAUGGUAACUCGUCCCUCUUCCAGGACAAGACGGUGAUGGAGCUGGGAGCCGGCUGCGGUCUGGUUGGCCUCGUCUGUGCUCACUUCGCCUCGCGCUUGUACCUCACUGAUCGACUGCCCCUGGUCCUGGACAAUCUGCGGCACAAUGUGAGCAUCAACGCUGCACUUGCCCGUAAGGGUCCGCUCUUGUGCAAGGACAUCACAGCAACCGCCCAAGUGCACCACUUGGAGUGGGGUGAAGCCGACGCCGCAAGCAGAGUGUUUGAUCCCGUCGAUGUGGCUGUGGGAUCGGAGGUAAUCUACCUGUCCGCGCACGUCGACCUGCUCAUGAAAGUGCUCGAUGCCUACCUGCUGCCCGAGGGCGUGUUCUACCAGAUCUGUGCCCAGGAGAGAGAGGGCUUGGACCGGGUGAAGGCGAAGGUGGAGGAAAGAGGCGACUACAGGUGCGAUGUAGCGCCUGUCAACAUUGGCGAACUGUUCCCGCAGCGAAGCAGUACAGUUGAGGGAGGCGAUGGCGACGAUAGCCAGUCGUGCUGUCUACUGUUUGAUCAAGUGAUCGACCUCCGGCACUUCAACCCGCUCGAAGACUUCAGCUUCGUCGUCACCAUCACCAAGCUCCGUUCAAAAUAA
This is a messenger RNA of Acanthamoeba castellanii str. Neff, 822 nucleotides long. RefSeq lists its product as uncharacterized. The record is from RefSeq and is a predicted model, not a curated record. Lineage: Eukaryota; Discosea; Longamoebia; Acanthamoebidae. The transcript has 6 exons. Bases 1 to 822 code for a protein of 273 amino acids.